Molecule: messenger RNA, 1341 nt
Organism: Closterium sp. NIES-65
Lineage: Eukaryota; Viridiplantae; Streptophyta; Zygnematophyceae; Desmidiales; Closteriaceae
Source: the annotation of a GenBank genome assembly
AUGGCCCGCACCCUCCCCCUCCUCCCCGUCCUCCUCCUCCUCGCGCUCUCCUCGCUCCUCUCCGUCUCGUGCCGCCCGAGCCCUCUCGCCACCUCCAAUGCAUCCCGCAAACCUGGCGGCGGGAGCCGUGGGGGGAAAUCCGGCGGGAAAUCCGGCGGGAGCCGCGGCGGAAAAUCCGGCGGGAGUAAGAAGGGCGCUUCCGCGUUGAGCUGCCCGUCGCCGUGGCCGGAGCUCGACAGCUGCCCCACCAGCGAGUCGCUCCCGCAACUCGAGGAUUCCCAAACGGAGUUCCCAGGAGCGGUGUGGGGCGCGCUGCGGCCGCACAAGGUGCCCGGGGUGCGCAACAGCCCAGCGGAUGCCACGUGGCUGAACAAGGACGAGCGCGACACGGCGGUCUACAUCGAGGAGUGCUGCUCGCUGUGCGCGCUCAACGACCAAUGCGAGUACUGGACGUUCACGCGGAGGCUCGAUUCCAUCAAAGGCACAUGUCAGCUGUUUUCCAGCCAGCAGUGCGCCCCCAGCAAGGCCUACUCCGCGCUCUCCGUCCCCGCCUCCUCUCUGUUCCUCUCUUCUCCAGCCAGCAGUGCGCCCCCAGCAAGGCGUACUCCGCGCUCUCCCGCCCCGCCUCCUCCCUGCUAUUCUUGUUCCCACACCUUCCUUUCCCCGGCCCCUCUUUCCCCCCCAUCCCCUCCAUCUCCCCCCACCCUGCCCCCACCGCCAGGCACGUGUCAGCUCUUUUCCAGCCAGCAGUGCGCCCCCAGCAAGGCCUACUCCGCGCUCUCCCGCCCCGCCUCCGCCCCCGCCUCCUCCCCCCGCACCCACCACCCCGUCUCCUCCCCCAAAGUCUCCUUCUCCUUCCGCAAGGCGCCUAAAGACGCCGCCCUUCCGACCCCGGGCAGCUCCGACGGCACGGGCGGCAAUGGCGGAGCGGGCGGUGGAACAGGCGCAGGGACGGCAGGCGGGGGACCGGAUGAUCCUCUAGCGGGGACAGGGGGAAGCGGAGGGGACAGCAGCAGCGGUGGCAACAGUGGCACUGGCACCAGCGCAAUCACGCAGUUAUACAGUGACACGUCAGCGCCUGCCACGUCAGCAGCGGCUAACGUGGCGCGGGGGAGGCUGCGUGUAAGGCGGGGGCGGCAAAUGACUGCUACUACCGGACAUGGCAACACGAUCCCACGGAGGGGGAUUAUGACAGAGGGCUGUGCACGCUGGUUGUGCACGCUGUUCCACAGCCAGGCGUGUCGCUUCAUGACAGAAGACGGCUUUCUCUCUCCCCCCGUGUUUGACCCUGCACAGACCAACACGUUUAUGUUUCCACUGCCCUGUUACUCUGCUGUGUAA